AUGGACUACGACUACACCUUCAAUCACUGGCCCGGGCCGCUGCUGACGUCCGGGCGUGAGGGUAUGACGGCGAGUUCAACGGACCUGGUGCGCCAGGCCGAAAUGGCCGUCGAGAACGGCAUCUACCCGGAGCGCAUCUUCCAGGGCUCCAGUGGCAGCUACUUCGUGAAAAAUCCGGAAAACAAGACGAUUGCCGUGUUCAAGCCCAAGGACGAGGAACCGUACGGCCGGCUGAACCCCAAGUGGACCAAGUGGAUGCAACUGUGCUGUCCCUGCUGCUUCGGCCGCUCGUGCCUGGUGCCCAACCAGGGCUACCUCUCCGAAGCCGGCGCCAGCCUGGUCGACCAGAAGCUGGCGCUCAACGUCGUGCCGAAAACGCAGAUGGUGAAGCUGGCCAGCGACACGUUCAACUACACCAGGAUCGACAGGGAGAAGGCUCGGGUGAAGCAGCUGGUCUCCGAAAGGUUCCCCAAAGUGGGCAGGAAGUUCCACAGGCUGGGCCUCCCUCCCAAGGUGGGCUCGUUCCAGCUGUUCGUGGAGGGCUACAGGGACGCCGACUUCUGGCUGCGGCGGUUCGAGCAGGAGCCCCUCUCGGACGAGCUGCAGACCGAGUUCCAGCUGCAGUUCGAGCGACUGGUGACGCUCGACUACAUCAUCCGCAACACGGACCGCGGCAACGACAACUGGCUCAUCAAGUACAUCCGGCCGGAUGAGCAGCAGGCACUGGAUCCGAAUCGGGAGACGGCGGCGGCCCCAGCCGGCCCGUCAUCCGCGUCGGCCGCCAUCGACAACGGCCUGGCGUUCCCGUUCAAGCACCCGGACUCGUGGCGUGCCUACCCGUACCACUGGGCGUGGCUUUCCUGGGCCAAGCGGCCCUUCUCCACGCAGACGCGCGACCACGUGUUGCCGCUCAUCUCGGACAUGAACUUCGUGCAGGACCUGUGCGACCAGCUGUAUCGGCUGUUGAAGACGGACAAGGGGUUCGACAAGAACCUGUUCGAGCACCAGAUGUCGGUGAUGCGCGGCCAGAUGCUGAACCUGGCGCAGGCCCUGAAGGACGGCAAGAGUCCCGUCCAGCUGGUCCAGAUGCCGGUGGUGGUGGUGGAGAGGGCGAAGGGCGGUCACAGCGAGACCCGCUUCCGCUCCAUCAGCGACACAUUCACGCAGCGGUUCCAGCACAAGUCGCCCUUCUUCUCGUGGUGCUAG
This is a messenger RNA of Pollicipes pollicipes, 1206 nucleotides long. RefSeq names its product phosphatidylinositol 4-kinase type 2-beta-like. Gene Ontology annotation, cellular component: trans-Golgi network; lysosomal membrane; endosome. Gene Ontology annotation, molecular function: 1-phosphatidylinositol 4-kinase activity. The record is from RefSeq and is a predicted model, not a curated record. Lineage: Eukaryota; Metazoa; Arthropoda; Thecostraca; Pollicipedomorpha; Pollicipedidae. Gene Ontology annotation, biological process: endosome organization; Golgi organization; phosphatidylinositol phosphate biosynthetic process.